AUGGUCAAUACUACAGGUCUCCUUGGUGUUGUACUCCUCGUCCGUCACGGCGAUAGACUUGAGUUCUUCCAGGACCCCCUGACGUAUAAUCCCGCCCAGACUUUCAUCACUCCCCUCGGAAGUGUCGAAGAGUACCAGCUAGGCUCUUUCCUGCGCUCAGUGUACAUAAAUACAUCUUCGAGCUCGUACAUUAACGGCCUCAACACGGAUGUCGUCAACAUCACUCAGCUCGACGUCCGCGCUGACGCAUCCGGCGAGGGCAGCGUGAUUGUCAAUUCCGUGCAGGCGCUGCUUCAGGGUUUGUACCCGCCCACCACGGAUAAUAACAUCACUUUGGCCAACGGUUCGACUAUCAUUGCUCCCCUCGGCGGUUACCAGUACAUCCCAGUGGACUCCGUUGAAGAAGACUUGGACAUAUCUUUGAACAGUUUCACGGACUGCCCUAAUUUCGACGCGCAUAUAUCUGAAUUUUACUCGUCUCCCGGUUUCUUGGCGGAGGCCCAGGAAGCAGCGCCUUUCUUGGCAGACCUUGCACCAUACCUCGGUAACCGGUCAACGAACUUCACCAACAUGUGGAAUAUAUUUGACUACGUCAAUGUACAAUCGAUCCACAACAAAACGUUCUACGACAUACUCCCCGCGGGAUAUGAGGAGCAAGCCUACUAUUAUGCUAAUUAUCACGAGAACGGCGUGUUCACCGACCCCGUGAGCGUUGGUGGUAUUGGGAACAUCGCGAUCCAAACAAUUCUGCCCUCUAUAUUCACGGCGUUGACGAGCAUGGCAGACGGGAGCGACGGCGUCCUGCUGAUGAUUAAUGAGAUCAGUUACAAGCCGUUCAUCAGCUUGUUCAACGUCACCGACGCCGCACUUGCCGACCCCAGUAUUGCUGGAAUAGUCGACUAUGCCGCGGCCGUCGCCCUCGAGCUGAGUGCGGGCGAUCCGGAGCCCCUGGUUACAAUGAAGCUAAAGAAUGGCACGACCGACGCUGAGUUCCACACCCUCAGCCUUUUCGGCACCACCGGCGGCGUUCCUCUGUCCCAGUUCAUUGACACGCUUGCGCCGAUAGCGGUCAACAACACACAGCAGUGGUGUGCGGCGUGCAACCAGACGACCCUUCGCGGGUGCUCGGUGUACUACCCAUCGUAG
Messenger RNA from Sparassis crispa, 1146 nucleotides. RefSeq names its product phosphoglycerate mutase-like protein. The record is from RefSeq and is a predicted model, not a curated record. The coding region runs from base 1 to 1146 and encodes 381 amino acids. The transcript is spliced from 9 exons. Gene Ontology annotation, molecular function: phosphatase activity. Gene Ontology annotation, biological process: dephosphorylation. NCBI's taxonomy places the organism in Eukaryota, Fungi, Basidiomycota, Agaricomycetes, Polyporales, Sparassidaceae.